Messenger RNA from Durotheca rogersii, 2262 nucleotides. RefSeq names its product mitochondrial carrier. NCBI's taxonomy places the organism in Eukaryota, Fungi, Ascomycota, Sordariomycetes, Xylariales, Xylariaceae. The record is from RefSeq and is a predicted model, not a curated record. The transcript is spliced from 2 exons. Gene Ontology annotation, biological process: mitochondrial transmembrane transport. The coding region runs from base 373 to 1695 and encodes 440 amino acids.
AAAAAAUCGUAGCUCCCCCUCGCCGCAUCCUCGCCCGCGACGACGAAAAAACACAUAUGCGCAUAUUCUGUAAUAUUCCAUAGUAGGCAUUCCUAGGCGCUUCCAUGUGUUUAGCCCAACUCUUCUAGCGUGCUCUACCAUCGCCCCCCUCCAUCUGUCCUUCGCCUCUCUACAAACUUCUCUUUUUCCCUCCAUCGGCAAGACAAGGUCAAUUUGCUUACCUUGUCCGCCCACCACAUCCGUCUUACACCUCGUCUCGGCGCAUUCACUUUUUUUUUCUUCCUCCCUCCGAUCUCGCAUCGAGCCGCCGUGACAGACCGCGCCUCUGGGGACGUCCGCACCGCCGCGCGCACGGCAGCCACGGUGAUCGCUAUGGAUCAUCACCGUGACUUCGGCGGUCACAAUCACGAUCGACUAAGCGAGGCUGAAGAUGCUUUUGCGGGGCAGACGAUGAUCUCAUCUCAGGACGACGCCAAUGGCGGCGAUGACGGCAUUGAAAUCUCCGCUGGCCAGAAGAUGAUCUCCGCGAUUUCGGGCAGUUUCUUAACUUCGAUUCUCGUCACCCCUCUAGACGUCGUCCGCAUCCGAUUGCAGUCGCAGGGCACGACACGGUCCCCCCCGGAAUGGCAGAGACUUGCGGUUUCGUCGCCUAGUGCGUUUCGACCGUCGAACCUCGGGGUUACCGCUUGCUGCCGCGAAGUCUUCUUCAUGAAUAACACCGCAGAGCUUUGCCUCGCCGGCCCCAGGAUCGAAGCAUUCGGCGGCGGUGCCGUCUCGCCCGGCGAUUGCGCGGUGGAGGAGGUGCAGAAGAGGCGGUUCAACUCCACUUUCGAUGGCAUGAGGAAGAUUGUGCGCAAUGAGGGGUUCACCACCUUGUGGAGGGGCCUCUCGCCGACUCUGGUCAUGGCCAUCCCGGCGAACAUCAUAUACUUUACCGGCUAUGAAUGGCUGCGCUUCGACGAGGCGAGCCCCAUAUACAAGACCGUGAAAGACGGCUACGCACCCCUCGUGGCUGGCUCCUCGGCGCGGAUGCUCGCCGCCACUGCGGUGAACCCGAUCGAAUUGUUCCGAACACGUCUCCAGGCGACGCCAGGCUCGACUGCGACCAACCACCUGGCUAACACUUUCUGCGGCAUGCAGAGCAUGGUGGCCGAGCAGGGCUAUCGCUCGCUCUGGCGAGGGCUCACGCUGACUCUCUGGCGAGACGUUCCCUUCUCGGGAAUGUACUGGUGGGGCUACGAGACGGUCAGGGGCAAGCUUACCGACCUGCGCGAAGAGCGACACAGCCGAUCUCUAACUCGAGACAGCAAUAGAUCGUCCCGAGAUAGAAAGCGGUCACAGAGUCGGGAGGGCCAUGGACAGACCUUCGUAGAUAGCUUCACCGCGGGCGCCCUCUCGGGCGCCUUCGCGUCAACGAUCACGAUGCCCUUCGACGUAGGCAAGACGAGGACGCAGGUCUACCGAGACGCCGCCAGGAAGGCCGCGGUGUCGUCACACAGCACGCCAGCGCCGGAACAGCAGAACAUGGUCCGGCUGCUAUGGCACAUAUACGCUACUGAGGGCCUGGCGGGGUUGUGGAAGGGAUGGCUCCCCCGAACGCUCAAGACGGCACCGUCGUGUGCGAUCAUGAUCAGCAGCUACGAGGUCGGCAAGCGAGCCUUCCGGAGCGUCAACGAGCGGAAUGCUAGGAAGUAGCAUAAGGGACGGGACGGUGAGCCUUGAUAUUGCCCUGGACAUCAUUCCCGCCGCUCCCACCUCCGUGUUUAGAUUUUGCAUUUCGAGGCGUUUUCUUUUCGCACAACCAUGAUGAUACCUUGCCUAGAGGGUCGGGGCUGUCGCUUUGGAAGUGUGGGUUCGGUCACGGAUCACGGUCAUGGUCACGAUUACGGCUUGCGAGAAAAAGUUGGCCCCAUUCCAUCGCAUCGAGGGACGGGAAAACGGUUCGGCGUCUGCGGCGAAAAGAGAGAGAAAGAGGGAGAGAAAAAAGAAAAGCAUCUUGUACAAUACACUGCUACUACUACUGACUGCGCACGAGUCUGUACGCUACGCGAAGGACGGGCCAUUGUUCCAGGCUAGAGGAUCGAUCCACUUCGUGUAGGUCGGGGGGGCGGGGAGGCUGGAGCGUGGCAGUAGGACCACCUAAUGUGAGAGUAAUUCUGACGAUCGGCCCACUGUGCCUAUCGUAUCGGGACGCAAUCAAACUAUGCCUGUUUUUCCUGGAGUGCACGACCGCGAAAAUCCUGGGGUUUUUUUCCUCCCCUU